CACCUGAGAGCUGAGGAGCGCGCGACCCCGACAUGACACGAGGCUCUGAGGAUCAGCAGUAAGCUGCAGGUCAGGGGGCAGGACCUCAGGGGAGAGGAAGAUGGACAUGUGAAGGGGCAGGAGAAGGGUCUUCAGGAGAUCAGGAGCGAGCCUGGUUUAUCUGUAGAGAAGCGCGCGUGUCUCAGAGGAAUGGACGCUGCUGGGUAACUUCACUGCACUUCCGGUUCUCAAUCACCUGUGUGUGUGUGUGUGUGUGUGUGUGAGAGAGAGAGAGAGAGACACCAUGAGGCGGCUCGGGGUCGCGUGCUUACUGCUGCUGCUGCUGCUGAGCGCGCGUGUGCCGCGGAGCUGCGCGCGAGACACCACACCUGAUUCAGGGUUUGACUGCUGCGAGGGAGACGUCUUGCUCCUGCUGGACUCGUCUGGAAGCAUCUCCUUCUACGAGUUCUCCCGCAUGCUCCACUUCCUGUCCGACUUGCUCCGCCCCUUCCAUGUUGGGCGUGGUCACGUCAGGGUGGCGCUGGUGCAGGUGGACACCGAGCCGCGAGUGGAGUUUGACUUCGAUGCGCACAGCAGCCAGAACGAACUGCAGGACGCGCUACUGAGAACGCCACAGCUUCGCGGGGACACCAUGACGGAAAAAGCGCUGCUAUUGGCUCAGAGGUUACUGUGGCGACCGGCAGGACAGAAAGCUCCACCCAGAGUGCUCCUGUGGCUCACAGAUGGGGUGGAGCCAGGGAACGUCGAAGGUCCGAUAUCAGCGCUGCACAAGGAAGGCGUGUCCGUGCUGGCCGUUUCUACUGGACACUCUAAUUACCAGGUGUUUAGCAGAGCUGUGACUCCGCCCAUCGAGCAACACCUGUACUUUGUAGAUCCUGAUUACAUGGACAUCAUCACCAAGGACCUGAGAGAAGCCAUCACAGACCUGAUCUGCACCGAGUGUCUCCAUGUACGCGACGUGACUUCCCAUAGUGCCUUGCUGCACUGGCAGGCCAUUCUGAUUGGUGGACUCGGUCACUAUGAGCUCCAGUACGGUGAGACGGAGUCGAACAGCGACACGUACCGGAAACUCACACUGUCACCUGAUCACACCUGGACUGAAGUCACCGACCUGCAGCCCGAUACACACUACGGCGUCCGGCUCACAGCACACACACCGUACAGCACACACAGCACAACGCUCAGCGCCGGCUUCACAACCCUGCCAGACCUGAUCUGCACCAACUGUCUUCAAGCACGCGACGUGACUUCCCAUAGUGCCUUGCUGCACUGGCAGGCCAUUCUGAUUGGUGGACUCAGUCACUAUGAGCUCCAGUACGGUGAGACGGAGUCGAGCAGCGACACGUACCGGAAACUCACACUGUCACCUGAUCACACCUGGACUGAAGUCACCGACCUGCAGCCCGAUACACACUACAGCGUCCGGCUCACAGCACACACACCGUACAGCACACACAGCACAACGCUCAGCGCCGGCUUCACAACCCUGCCAGAUGUGUUUUAUCCUACGACGGUGAUGGUGUCGGAGUCUGGUCCGGACCGGCUGCGUGUGAGCUGGUCCCCGGUUCAGUCGGGACGGGUCGAGUGGUACCGGGUGGAGUUUGGGCCAAUCCCACGUGGGGACGUACGCUCUGUGACGUUGUCUAGGUCGCAGAGCAGCGUUCUGCUCACACAGCUCCAGCCCGACACACACUACCUCAUCACCAUCAGCGCCGUACACUCCUCCGGCCAGGAGGGGGCGAUCUCCGUUAAAGCCUGCACUGAAGAGGUUCUCCCAGGCGUACACGACCUCGGAUUGACGCAGAUGGGCUUCGACUCUGUGAAAGUGGACUGGAGGACUCAGGAGCAAGCGGCUGGGCUUCAGGGUUACUGGGUGAAGUGGGAGACGGGGGGAAGCUCUCCAUCUUCAUCCUCAUCAUCGCGUUACCUGCCUGCUCAGACACUCUCCACUGUACUGACACACCUGAACCCCACGACCCGGGUGUGUGUGUCGCCGGUGUACAGGACGGCACGUGGCGAGGGGCUGUGCUGCACUACGCACACACACACAGCUGCUUCGUGAAAAGAGAGAAGGUUCCAGACUCCAGAGGAAGAAGAAGCGUGACCGGCUUUUGGUGUGCUGUGGAAAAGAAAAAAAAACACUUUCCCACUAAAGGACAUGCUUCUGAGUAUUAUAUCACAGAGACUGGCUUUUGUAUUGCGUUAUUAAGAGUGUAAUUUAUAUUAAUUAACAUAACAGGUGUGGAACAGUGGUAGUAAUGAAUAUUAUUUAAAAUUCUCUCAGACAUCCUGUCAGGUUAGCGCAUAUCAUCUAAUCUAUAAGCUAAUGUCAGUAUUAAAGAUUUACAAAUGACUCAAAAUCUCCUCCUGUCAGGUUAGCACAUCCUGCUUGCUGAAGACUGAUAGCUAGCGUGAGAUAAAGGUGACUUUUUAUAUCCAUUAUAUCAGAAAUCCUGUCAGGUUAGCUCCUGUUAGCUUGCUGCCUAGCGGUAGCGAUGAAGAUUUAUGAAAACGACAAUUUAAUAAAAUUUUGUUAGCA
Pangasianodon hypophthalmus (striped catfish) is the source of this 2539-nucleotide messenger RNA. RefSeq names its product von Willebrand factor A domain-containing protein 1. Bases 284 to 2062 code for a protein of 592 amino acids. The record is from RefSeq and is a predicted model, not a curated record. Gene Ontology annotation, molecular function: protein binding. NCBI's taxonomy places the organism in Eukaryota, Metazoa, Chordata, Actinopteri, Siluriformes, Pangasiidae. The transcript has 7 exons.